AUGAUUACAAAAUCCCUUUAGUCUUUGAAAUUAUAGGAAUCUCCAAUUCAGAAAAGCUAGGGUGAUCAAACCAAAAAAAAGAAGGUCAAUCGUGUUGUUUUUAAAACUGAAAUAGACGAGAAUAAUAACCUUUAAGUUGGUUUUCAAACAUAACGAAAGAGUUACGAUUGCGUUACUGUAGAGAACUAAAUCAAUAGUUACAAUUUGAUUUCUAGCAUGUUCGAAUUAGAAUCCAAAAACAUGGAUCUUUAUAUGGAUCUUAAGGAUAAAACUACUCAAAUUAAAUUAAUGCAAACAUAAAUUGAAUAAUAAAAAAUUCACCAUUAAUCAUAAAUUAGAGAAUUUAGCUUAGAAAAGUAGGAACUUCUCUUAAAAAUUUAGAAUCUUGAAAAAUAAUCUGAAUUGCAACAGAGAUAUAUUUAAUAACUACCUCAAUUUGAAGUUGAAGCUCAAGAAUGGAAAAUUAGAUUCCUCAAAUUGAAUAAAUAAUUCCAUCUAUAGUAGGAGACUUUGGUCAGAUUAGAAGCUGAAUAGUAGAGCAGUCAAAGAAGACGUAUUGAUGGAUUCAAUUAUUUUAAUUAAAUUAUAUGA
Molecule: messenger RNA, 591 nt
Organism: Paramecium tetraurelia
Lineage: Eukaryota; Ciliophora; Oligohymenophorea; Peniculida; Parameciidae
Exons: 2
Source: RefSeq, a predicted model, not a curated record